Molecule: messenger RNA, 1629 nt
Organism: Malurus melanocephalus (red-backed fairy wren)
Lineage: Eukaryota; Metazoa; Chordata; Aves; Passeriformes; Maluridae
Gene: KPNB1
Product: karyopherin subunit beta 1
Exons: 11
Biological process (GO): protein import into nucleus
Cellular component (GO): cytoplasm; nucleus
Molecular function (GO): nuclear import signal receptor activity
Source: RefSeq, a predicted model, not a curated record
CAGACCCUGGGCACAGAGACGUACCGGCCCAGCUCGGCGUCGCAGUGCGUGGCCGGCAUCGCCUGCGCCGAGAUCCCCAUGAACCAAUGGCCCGAGCUGAUCCCGCAGCUGGUGGCCAACGUCACCAACCAGCACAGCACCGAGCACAUGAAGGAGUCCACGCUGGAGGCCAUCGGCUACAUCUGCCAGGACAUUGUGGCUCUGCAGGGCAUCGAGUUCUGGUCCAACGUGUGCGACGAGGAGAUGGACCUGGCCAUCGAGGCCUCCGAGGCAGCAGAACAGGGACGGCCCCCMGAGCACACCAGCAAGUUCUACGCCAAGGGGGCUCUGCAAUAUUUGGUCCCAAUCCUAACCCAGACCUUAACAAAACAGGACGAGAACGACGACGAUGACGACUGGAACCCGUGCAAGGCAGCGGGGGUGUGCCUGAUGCUGCUGGCCACGUGCUGCGAGGACGACAUCGUCCCCCACGUGCUGCCCUUCAUCAAGGAGCACAUCAAAAACCCCGACUGGAGGUACCGCGACGCCGCCGUCAUGGCCUUCGGCUGCAUCCUGGAGGGGCCCGAGCCCAACCAGCUCAAACCGCUCGUCAUCCAGGCCAUGCCCACGCUGAUCGAGCUGAUGAAGGAUCCCAGCGUGGUGGUGAGGGACACCACAGCCUGGACUGUGGGCAGGAUCUGUGAGAUGCUGCCCGAGGCUGCCAUCAACGACAUCUACCUGGCACCCCUGCUGCAGUGCCUGAUGGAGGGGCUGAGCGCCGAGCCCCGCGUGGCCACCAACGUCUGCUGGAGUUUUACGUGGCUCCUGCAGGCUGCAGUGCUCAGACGGAGCUGUUGCUGAAAAAAAAAUUAAUUUUUCUUUUGUUUCAUUAAAAUUUAAAAACUAAAAUUAAUAAAAAAUCCUCUUUUUUUUCCAACUUUCUAUCGCAGGCCCGACGGGCACCAGAACAACCUGAGGAGCUCGGCCUACGAAUCGCUGAUGGAAAUAGUGAAAAACAGUGCCAAGGACUGUUACCCUGCUGUCCAAAAAACCACCCUGGUGAUCAUGGAGAGGCUCCAGCAAGUGCUGCAGAUGGAGUCUCACAUCCAGAGCACCUCAGACAGAAUUCAGUUCAACGAUCUCCAGUCCCUGCUCUGCGCCACUCUCCAGAACGUGCUGCGGAAGGUGCAGCACCAGGACGCGCUGCAGAUCUCGGACGUGGUGAUGGCGUCGCUGCUCAGAAUGUUCCAGAGCACGGCCGGCUCCGGGGGYGUGCAGGAGGAUGCUCUGAUGGCCGUCAGCACCCUGGUGGAAGUGCUUGGUGGAGAAUUCCUGAAGUACAUGGAUGCCUUCAAACCUUUCCUGGGCAUUGGGCUGAAAAACUACGCCGAGUACCAGGUCUGCCUGUCYGCAGUGGGGCUGGUGGGGGAUCUGUGCCGGGCCCUGCAGUCCAACAUCCUCCCCUUCUGUGACGAGGUGAUGCAGCUGCUCCUGGAGAACCUGGGGAACGAGAACGUUCACCGCUCGGUGAAGCCGCAGAUCCUGUCGGUGUUUGGGGACAUCGCUCUGGCCAUCGGUGGCGAGUUCAAGAAGUACCUGGACGUGGUGCUCAACACGCUGCAGCAGGCRUCCCAGGCACAGGUGGACAAG